UGUGUGUGCUGUGAGUAUGCCUAUCAGAGAGGAAAGCGAAAGUAUUUCCUGUCUUGCUUUCUCUUUCAUUUUGAGCUCGAAGUACAGCGCACACUUUGGAGUGCACAUGUGAACACACGCUCUUCCGUCUCAGACAAACCAUGGAGCAGAAGGAGAGCCCGAUGCGUCUGAGGGAAUGGCUGAUCGCGCAGAUCAACAGUGGGAAGUACGCCGGACUGAGCUGGGAGAACGAGGAGAAAACUUUAUUUAAAAUCCCGUGGAAACACGCAGCUAAGCAGGACUACAGGCAGAACGAAGACGCUGCGCUCUUCAAGGCGUGGGCAGUGUAUAAGGGGAAGUACCGUGAGGGUCGAGACAGAGCCGACCCCUCGGCGUGGAAGACUCGGCUACGCUGCGCCCUCAACAAGAGCUCUGAGUUCCAGGAAGUUUCCGAACGCAGCCAACUGGACAUCUCUGAACCGUACAAGGUGUAUAGGAUAGUGGAGGAUACACAAACAGAAAUCACUGUGAAUACAGUAAAGGGCAAAGCAUACAAUGAAGUUCAUGUUCAGGACGUAAUACACGGCAAAUCAAAUAGCAGCACAGUAUCAGAUGCAGAUGGCAGGUUGGAUCUCUACAGUAAUAACAAUGUUGACGGUUAUGACAGACAUGCGAAUGUUUCUGUCACUCUGCUAACAACAUGGUCCCCCAUUACAGACUUCCGACUCCUCGUGUGCCUGUUCUAUCACGGCCAGCUGGUUCAGGAAUUGAUCACCUCGUCUCCAGAGGGAUGUUUUAUCCUGCAGGGUUCGGCGCCGGUGGGGAACGAGCGUAUUUACGGGCCGUGUGCAGCUCACACUCUGUGCUUCCCUCGCCUGGACACUCUGCCCAUCCCAACGGGCAUCGCCGAGGCCAUGAGCCGCCUUUUGCCUCACCUGGAGAAAGGCGUGUUAGUGUGGGUUGCCCCUGAUGGAGUCUUCAUCAAACGCUUCUGUCAGGGACGAGUGUACUGGGACGGGCCACUCGCCCAACACACACACCAACCCAACAAACUGGAGAGAGAGAAGACGUGCAAACUGCUCGACAUCAACGUUUUCCUGCAGGAGUUACACCAGCACCUGCAGGCAGGAGGGCCGAGGCCACGCUAUGCGAUUGACCUGUGCUUUGGAGAGGAGUUUCCUGAUAAAAAUCAACCCAAGAGCAAAAAACUCAUUACAGCACAGGUGGUGCCCAUGUUUGCUAAGGAGGUGCUAGAGGGUCUGCAGAAGCAUGAUGCUGAACUGAAACUAAGUCUUAAAUCAGACGCACAGAAAUGAGAUCCAUCCCUCCCUCUCCCGAUCCCUCCGUCUAUCACUGUAGAUAUAAACACACCCUACACACUCAACUGUUUUCUUUUUUGAACUUUUUGAAUUUCGGAAUUUAAAAUUGUUCUUGUACAGUUUAAGAGUAAAGCUUUUGAAUGGUUAACCAAUCAAAACAAAGAUAUAGGAAAACAGCAUCAUGCUAACUAGUGGCUAACAUCAUUAGCCAUGUUAGCAUGUUUAAAUGCAUUACCUCAGAACCAACCAUGCUCCAUGCUGUGCUAAAUGUUGGUAUCAAUAAAUGAUAGAUUUUACCAGUAAAACUGAGCUUUAUGUUAUUGUUAGCCUAUGUAGCAUGUUUGGGCAAUGCUCUUUUAAAGUAAUAUUUCAGUUAUAAAAUAUAGUAAUUAAAGUCAAUAAAAUAACGCUGUUAAUUAAUUAUUUUAUUUUACUACAGUCAAUGAAAAUUAAAAUGGCAGGAAUUACCUUGUACAAUGUUUUUGUUUAAAAACAAAAACUAACAUUGCUAACAAUACAUGAAAGGGGAUACUAGUGAAAUCACGCUAAUUGUGAGUACUUGCUUUGAUUGAUUGUCGACUGUUAGUACGCUUGUUAACUCCCAUAGAUUUAACUAUCCUCAUUUGAAAGGAGAGUUUCAUUCAGCAAAAAUGCUAGCGUUGCUAAACGUCAUGGCUAGCUUCACCAUGGCAUUACUCUGUAGGCUAUAAAUAAAAAAAGGAAAUUACAGUUCGCAUGUUCAAAUUAAUAAGCUUAUUCUAACUAACUACUCGUUUCCAUUUAUUGCUAACCAUGUUAGCCUGUGAGUUUUUCUGAGGAAAGUCGCUUUGUUUUUGUGGACAGUUUUCUGCUUUAUUUCGUUUUGCCUGGUUUAAAGAGUGAAUCCGAGAACGCCUUUAACAGCAGCGAAUACUGUGAGACGGGUUUAAAAGCGACUCGGUUAAAAGUGGAAAAUGUUUAUGUUGACAACUUUGCAAAUGGUUUCACGCUAUGUAUAAAAGCUUAAAAUGAUAUAGCUUUGUUAACUUGCAAACAAAUAGGAAACUGUACGAGGCAAAUGGUAUGCUAGCUGCUAGCUGUGUCGUACUAGCUUACUCGCUAGGCUUACAAGCUACUACACUGUUGAAUUAUCCACCACUUUUAAAAGAAUAAAAGAAUAAUAAAAAAAAAGUCAUUGUGAAGGAAAUGACUUAGCGAAAAGCAAAAUUAGCAUCGUCCUUAAAGCAUCAUGCUAAUUCUGACUAGUUGAUACUUCAGGGAAUUCACUCGCUCGUUUUGAACGAAAGUUUCAGUCAAAAUAUUGCUAAUAUACUGUAGCAGCAGCGUUGCAUUGAUGUUGUACCAGAUAAAGCAUAAUUCUCACCAGAAAAACAAAACAAAAAAAAAUAAA
Ictalurus punctatus (channel catfish) is the source of this 2688-nucleotide messenger RNA. It is a transcript of the gene irf10, whose product is annotated as interferon regulatory factor 10. Bases 141 to 1295 code for a protein of 384 amino acids. The record is from RefSeq and is a predicted model, not a curated record. Lineage: Eukaryota; Metazoa; Chordata; Actinopteri; Siluriformes; Ictaluridae. The transcript has 9 exons. Gene Ontology annotation, cellular component: nucleus. Gene Ontology annotation, biological process: regulation of transcription by RNA polymerase II; immune system process. Gene Ontology annotation, molecular function: RNA polymerase II cis-regulatory region sequence-specific DNA binding; protein binding; DNA-binding transcription factor activity, RNA polymerase II-specific.